Sugiyamaella lignohabitans is the source of this 333-nucleotide messenger RNA. RefSeq names its product translation initiation factor eIF1 (gene SUI1). Gene Ontology annotation, biological process: translational initiation. The coding region runs from base 1 to 333 and encodes 110 amino acids. Lineage: Eukaryota; Fungi; Ascomycota; Dipodascomycetes; Dipodascales; Trichomonascaceae. The record is from RefSeq and is a predicted model, not a curated record. Gene Ontology annotation, molecular function: RNA binding; ribosomal small subunit binding; translation initiation factor activity. The transcript has a single exon. Gene Ontology annotation, cellular component: eukaryotic 43S preinitiation complex.
AUGUCUACAUCCAUUGAAAACCUCAAGUCUUUUGAUCCUUUCGCCGAUACUGGUGACGACGAUACACAGUCGACUAACUAUAUUCAUAUUCGUUGUCAACAGCGUAAUGGUCGUAAGACUAUAACCACCGUCCAGGGAGUUCCUGCUGAGUAUGAUCUGAAGCGUAUCCUCAAGACCCUCAAGAAAGAUUUUGGCUGUAACGGUCACAUCAACAAGGACGAAGAAUUAGGUGACAUUCUUCAACUUCAAGGCGACCAACGUGGCAAGGUUAUGGAAUUCUUGACCUCUGCUCUUCAAAUCGACAAGAAGACCAUCCAAGUCCACGGUUUCUAA